ACUAUUAAAACGUGAACAGUUAUGUAACAAUGAACAAACUGAAACUUCUUUAAACUUCCCGGUUGGCAAUUUUUAUUUUUUUUUUACUGUUUGAGGACAUCAAAAGGAUAUGGGUAUUAUUUUUGCUCUGGUUCUGUUUAUGGUGUCACUCGUUUCUGGAGACACUAUUCCAACGUCUAGACCAUCAAUUUCAAAUCAAUAUUCGUCAAGUGGAUAUGAAGGCGAGACGAUGAAAUACAGUUGUUAUCUGUCUUCUCUUGGAGACCCCCAAGUCAGAUGGAGCUGGUUUUGCGGUCAAGAGCAGAUGAGAAGCCAUAUUACUUAUUCAACUACCUAUACUUACCUGACUUUCCGAUUGUCUAGAAAAUACCACCAGAAAGCUUGCUACUGUAGAGCGACAUCGCCAUCUUCUAUAUUAGAUUAUAAUCGGACUUCCAGCAGAUCUAUAAUUUAUGUUUAUCAUAUCCCGCCCACAAAGCCAAUGAUAUACGCUAUAUCGCCUACCACUGUUCGCCCUGGAGAGACUAUCCAAGUCAAAUGCAAUUUAACUUCUUUAGGAUAUCCAACAAUUUCUUGGAGAUGGUUUUGUGAUAAUCAAGCUCCCAGUUAUGGGACCACAAUUGAGUUAGAAACUUAUUUGAGCUUAAAUGUAAAUAACAGAAGCAUUGGAUGUAGAUGCAGAGGAACAUUUUCGAACUCUUACUAUGAUCAUCAAUAUGAUGAAUAUUCCAACCUUGUUCAGUUUUUGGUAUUUCCCAUUCCCGAUGAACCUCCUGUCUUGACUUUGCUAACACCAAUGGACGUUAGUGAAGGUGAAGAUGUCAGCCUUUUAUGCUCAGUGCCUAAACUGAGCAAUCUUGACGUUUCUUGGGCUUGGUACUGUGGAAAUCAUAGGCUUCCUAGCGACAGGGCGGAACAGAGUGGGGCCAUUACAAAAAUAUCAUUCAAAGCAGAAAUGAAAUAUCAUCAGCAGUUCUGUUACUGCAGAGCAAAUCAGUCUCUAGUCCAUUAUGUUGCGUAUUCAAAUCUAAAAAGGAUGACCAUUAUAACUGAAGUUACCACAUCAUGCCUCUCGCCCGUGACUUUUGGUUCAACAACUGGUCUUCUCCUUGCUAUCAUAGUAGCAUUGUUCACUGUCGUAGUACUGCAGUGUGUGUGGUUGAGAAAAAAUAAUGGGACAAAAGAAACAAAAUCAAGCAAAGAAGUACAUCAAAAUCCUGUGUACUCCAAUGAACCAUCUUACGAAACACUACAAAGGAACGAAACCAACAUGUAACCAAGUAUUAGUGAAUACUUAUCUGUGAUUUGUAGUU
This is a messenger RNA of Magallana angulata, 1313 nucleotides long. RefSeq lists its product as uncharacterized. The transcript has 7 exons. The record is from RefSeq and is a predicted model, not a curated record. The coding region runs from base 110 to 1276 and encodes 388 amino acids. Lineage: Eukaryota; Metazoa; Mollusca; Bivalvia; Ostreida; Ostreidae.